UAUUCGCUCCGUGGCCAUCGAUGGUAGCGCCAGAGGUGAUAGAUUGUUCGAACUGUGUGACGAAUAAUCUACAUGCAAUUUUCCAUAAGACGCGACCUCUGUCUAAAAAGACGGAACUGUAUGACGAAACACGGAUACUCACGGACACUAAACACAUGCAUAGAACAGGUAAGUGUAUAAGUUGGCCACGGAGCGAAUAAUACUAUUGCAUUAAGAUGUUUUAGAAACUGCACUAAAUAUUGCAUAGAGAUGCGGGGUGAGAACAAUAAGAACAAUUUACGUUUGGUACUUUUUCUUUUUUUGAACCCUUUGCCUGAAAAUGGCGACUAUAAAUGAAAUCUAGGUUUCUAUUGUCAUAGUGUCUCUGCGUGUACGUACUUCACGAAUCUUACAAGUACGAUCUUUGUGUAGUGUUAAAAAAAAGCUCUUCGCUAAAUAAAUACGUUUGAAUGAUGAUGAGUUUUCAUAACCGUGAAAUUACAGUGAAGUUUAUUUUAUCUUUUUACUAAAAAUAAAUGACGACAUUUUUUUCAAUACGGUCUGAAGCAUUGCGAAAUUAUGUCUGAAAAUCGUGAGGUUAUUCUAGCUGAUUUUCAGGCUUGCAGCGGAAUCGACGAUGUUGGUGAAGCUAUCAUGCAUCUCGAAAGUAACAAUUGGGAUUUAUUGAUGGCUCUUAAUGCAGUUAUGAAUCAUGAUUCACAACAAUUGCCUUCUGAGAUCAAUCCUGAUGUUGAGAUGGUUGAAGUUGUGGAAGGAGUUCCCACAGUAACAUUUUCUUCAUCUGAUACCACCUCAACUCCAAAAGAUAGUACUGCGUCAAAAGAAAAGUCUGAAAAUCCUAAACCUGGAACAAGUCAUAUCGAAGUUUCAGACGUUCCAAAAAUACUUACUUUCUAUGUUCACUAUUCAAAUGCAGUCUAUAAGAUCAAUCUUUCAGAGUUAUGUACUUUGAGAGAUUUAAAAUAUGCGAUAUUCGAAAAAACCAAGGUCGGCCCAUGUGAACAAGAAAUUAAUGGUUGGAAAAAAGCACCACUUGGAAAUUCUUCACUGUUGAAAUCACUUGAAUUGGUUCAAGAUAAUACAUUGUUUGUUACAUCUAAAGUCAAAACUGGGGACUCUUGCUUAGAAGCGUCUUACUUAUCAGAUCGAUUAACUCGAACAUACAUUCUAAAUGUACGAGAUGAUGUACAUGGAAAAACAUAUAAUUUAAAGUAUCCAGGAACACACACGAUCCUUGAUGUGAAAACUGGAGUUUAUACUUUAACAGACGUUCCUGUGAGAAAUCAAAAGUGGAAGGGCUGGCCCAAUUCUGUAAAAGACGAUGAAAUAACACUUGCUCAAAGUGGCAUUGCAUUUCCAGAGCACGAUUUAUCAGUAUCACAAACGCUUGUUAAAGAAAAGAAAGAUGAAGAUCUCGUAAUUGUUGAUAGUGAUAGUUCAGCCGAUGAAGCUGAAGACGCUGAAGAAUUUGAAGUUCCCGAAUCAUUUAUUAUUGAAGAUGAUAUUUUUAUUGAUAAUAUUCUUCCUACGAAAUUCCAGAGAUUGAUUCCUGAAAAUGUGGAAGAUGAAACAAUGGGCACGUUGCAUUUCUCGGAACAAUUUGAAAAGAGAUAUGGAUUGAUUCAUCCUGAAUUUUUCACGGGUACAUUUGAUGAAGCUAUACGAGAGUCUUGCUUGAAGUCACCAAAAGAGAGAAAAUUGUUAGCCGUAUAUCUGCACCACGAUAAUAGUGUAUUGACAAAUGUAUUCUGUACACAAUUAUUGGGCUGUGAAACAAUUUUGCAGCUUUUAUCUGCAAACUUCGUUGUGUGGGGAUGGGAUUUUACCUAUGAAAGUAAUAAGCAAAAAUUCUUAUCUUCUUUCACUCAGUCAUUAGGGAUAGUGGGUUCUGAAGCUGUUAGAAACAUUGAUGUUGAUACAUUACCUGUUUUCAUAAUUCUCAUGCGAUCCCGAUCAACAACUGAAAUUUUCACCAUAGUGCACGGAAAUGUGGGAGUCAAUGAACUGCUUACUAAUUUAAUUCAUGCAGUGGACAUAUUUCAAGAGCAAAAACGUGUAGACGUAGAGGCAGAAAAAGAAAGGCAAGCUAGAGAAAAAGUGAAACAAGAACAAGAUCAAGCAUAUCAAGAAAGUUUAGCUGCUGACAGAGCAAAAGAAGAAGCAAAACAGAUACAACAGCAGUUGGAGCAAAAAAAGAAAGAACAAGCAGAAAAUACAAGAUUAGUUGAAGAAGCAAAAAAAGAAGCACAUAGACAAGCUGUACAAUUAAGCUUACCUCCGGAACCUGAUGAAGAAUCUGGCAAUCAUAUUUUAAAGGUUAAAAUCCGAUUACCAGGUGGUAAAUUCUUAGAACGUAAAUUUAGACCAGAUACUCCUUUACAAAUACUUCUAAACUUUCUUAUCGUGGAAGGCUAUCCUACUGAUGAAUAUAAGGUGUUAUCCAGCUGGCCUCGACGUGAUUUGACAUCUUUGGAUACCUCACUCACUCUCUCAGAACUUAAAUUUUGCUUACAAGAAACAGUAAUUUUAGAAGAAAGAUAAAUUAUAACCAAAUGUAUUCUUCUUGAUGUCAAAAAUUUAAUUAUACAUGUUUAACAAUAUUUAUUUUAUAAUUUU
Cotesia congregata is the source of this 2616-nucleotide messenger RNA. Lineage: Eukaryota; Metazoa; Arthropoda; Insecta; Hymenoptera; Braconidae. The record is from the annotation of a GenBank genome assembly.